CCCCCUCAUCAGUCUCUGGGGAGCAGGGGAUUAUAGAAAUAUAAAAAUGCACAAGAGAGGGAUGCUGACAGAAAAGAGGAGAGAGGAAGCAGGAGAGCGGGAGGGAGACGGAGCGACGCUAUUGGUUGACUUUUAUAACACCGACCGUGGUUGAAAUUUUUCUCUCGCAGUCUAAGAAAUAGUGGAAAGAGGCAGCCAGAGACGGCAGACUCAGGAAAUACACAUCUCUGGAAAAAAAAAAAAAAGGGCGGUCUGUAGCAGAGGGGCUUUGGGUAGACGAGAUGAGAGGCUGGUACCAAUAAGUCAUGACUUCUGAGAGCCGUGGAGAUGUCUUGCUUAUCAACAGGAGUGUUUUCAAAAUCGGCACAACUGCGCACUGUGAACACGUAGAUUCCCUACAGGGUUCUGGUUAAAUCUUUUCCCCUACACUCCUUUUUUCUUCUUCUUCUUCUUCUUCUUCUUUUUUUAAUUGUUUCCGGCCAGAAGUGAAACAUUUUCCUGGAGAAGAACCUGCGUGUGAAGGCUCUCUCUCUCUCUCUCUUUUGAGGUUGGAGAACUCUGAGGAAUGCAUCUGAGACGCAGAAAUAGGGCAGACAACACUGACAUGGUGCUGACCCAAACUGACAGAAACAAGGGCAGAGUGGACUGUUCAGAGGCAGACACGGCUGCACCCGCAGACAGGUACUCCCUACUCGAUGUUAAGGUCAGUUUAAGGUAUCCGUCCUUGCUUUUGGUCGUGUAUUUGAGUGUUUCAAAAUUUCGUGUCGAUUCCAAACUUGUGCGUGCCGUUUGAGUCCUCCUUUGGUAAAUCACUGGAGCAACAAGUAUUUGCCACAAUAAGCCUGCAAAGCAAUACCUUCAACUUUAGGAGGGAAUUAUAAAUGCUCAUCAGCCUACUGAUAGAAACAAGCUGGAUGUUUAUAAAACCGUUAAAUAUGACCUGGAAUAACAUGCCAAUAAGGGUGUCUUAGUCUGAACUGUAAGCCAUAGUAAACUUGACUACCAUAAGCCAUAACCACCCUGGACAGUAAUCCUGUUUUUUCUUAUUCUUUCUUUUUUUUCUUCUUUUUUACUGCUCUUAAUAUCGACAACAAUCCUGCGAUUCUGCAGUCGGUGUGCCCAUCAGACACUUUUACCUUCAGAGACAUAUGUGUAGGUUUUGUCUCAGGAGAAACUCCUCGGCGGAAGAGGAGGCAGACUAUUUGCCUGUAAGAGAAAAAAAAGAGGAGCACCGGGUGUGUGUGCGUUGGGGGCAACAACAGUGAAACUGUGGCUGAGAACAGAUUUCCUCAGAGCUCCCCGAACCCCAGCGAGACGUCCUGCCGUCAGCCGCACAAAAGGGGAGACAAGCACUGGAAGCAGCUUGAGCUCACUAUUGAUCGUCACUGUCAGUGAUUGCUCUGCUCACACCUGAAGUGGAAACAGACAAUAAGCAGCCGCUCAGGAGGGAGGAACACCGGCAGCCUGAAAACAAUACAGAAAGAAAGCAGGCGGGAAGUUUUUGGAUUCUUUUUUUUUUGUUUGUUUGUUUUUUGUCCCCCUCCUCCGGUCAUCAGGCUGGCUGGGGAAGACAUGGCGUUCACCUUCGCGGCCUUCUGCUACAUGCUCACCCUGGUUCUGUGCGCCGGGCUCAUCUUCUUUGUCAUAUGGCAGAUCAUUGCAUUUGAUGAACUCCGCACAGACUUCAAAAACCCCAUUGAUCAGAGCAAUCCCACCAGAGCGAGAGAAAGGAUCUUAAACAUCGAGCGGAUCUGCAACCUGCUCCGCAGAUUGGUGGUACCAGAGUACUCCAUCCACGGCCUCUUCUGCCUGAUGUUCAUGUGCGCCGGAGAGUGGGUCACACUUGGCCUCAAUAUCCCGCUGCUCUUCUACCAUCUGUGGAGGUUCUUUCAUCGGCCGGCCGACGGAUCGGAAGUGAUGUACGAUCCGGUCAGCGUGAUGAACGCCGACAUCCUCAACUACUGCCAGAAGGAGUCCUGGUGCAAGCUGGGCUUCUACCUGCUCUCUUUCUUCUACUACUUGUACAGGUGAGGAGAGACGUGGUCGUCCCAGAGG
This is a messenger RNA of Poecilia latipinna (sailfin molly), 2055 nucleotides long. RefSeq names its product protein cornichon homolog 2. Bases 1573 to 2031 code for a protein of 152 amino acids. The record is from RefSeq and is a predicted model, not a curated record. The transcript is spliced from 5 exons. Lineage: Eukaryota; Metazoa; Chordata; Actinopteri; Cyprinodontiformes; Poeciliidae. Gene Ontology annotation, biological process: vesicle-mediated transport.